AUGAACUACAUCCGGUCGACGGUUAACACCCUUCGGGACCGGUAUACUCCGGUAACUCACAACUCAACCUUCAGACAGACCGGACAGGUUACGCCGGAAGAAUUCGUCGCGGCAGGAGACUAUCUGGUGUACAAGUUCCCAACCUGGUCUUGGGGCGAUGCCGACACCGAAAGCAACCGCGUGAGCUAUCUACCUCCAGGGAAGCAAUAUCUCGUUACACGGAAUGUCCCCUGCCAUCGGAGACUAGAUGACGACUUUGCAGGAGAUGCGGGCCAUGAGGAGGCCAUCGUCAACGAUGGCGAUGACUUCAAAGGCGCUGGUGGCGCGGCAGACGACGAUGGAUGGCUGAGAACGGGCGGGCUGGCUAGUUCACAGCCUUUGAAGGCCCGGGACGUUAGAGCGGUCGAUGAUGCCGGAAAUUUGGCUGAUACAACGGACUUGGAUGAUGAUAUCCCCGACAUGGAGGACGAGGAUGACGACGAUGCCAUUAUCCGUGACACCAGCGCCGAGUCCAAGAGCGGUGGAAGACGAACAUAUACCUUGUACAUUAUGUACUCACCAUACUAUCGAACCCCCCGCCUCUAUCUCUCAGGAUACUUGCCCAACGGACAGCCUCUACCCCCUCAAAGCAUGAUGGACGACAUCGUGGGUGACUACAAGGACAAGACCGUCACUCUCGAAGACUUCCCCUUCUUCGCAAACAACAUCAAGAUGGCUAGCGUGCACCCCUGCAAACACGCCUCCGUCAUGAAAACGCUUCUCGAUCGUGCCGAUGCCGCCCUCCGCAUUCGCAGGGAUAAACUCAAGUCCGGUAAAACUGUGGGAAAUGACCCCGGCAUGGAAGGUCUAGUUGACGAAGUUGCCAAGCUGGAUGUCAAGAGUGCGCAGGAAGCAGCUGAUAAAGAUGAGUGGGAGGAAGUUGAAGGCGUGGAUGCUGAUGAGCAAGACGUUGCGAUUCGGGUAGAUCAGUACCUUGUCGUUUUCUUAAAGUUCAUGGCGAGCGUGACUCCAGGCAUUGAACACGACUUCACGAUGGGAGUGUGA
This is a messenger RNA of Pochonia chlamydosporia 170, 1044 nucleotides long. Its product is annotated as autophagy-like protein 3. The record is from RefSeq and is a predicted model, not a curated record. Bases 1 to 1044 code for a protein of 347 amino acids. The transcript has 3 exons. NCBI's taxonomy places the organism in Eukaryota, Fungi, Ascomycota, Sordariomycetes, Hypocreales, Clavicipitaceae. Gene Ontology annotation, biological process: nucleophagy; autophagosome assembly; autophagy of mitochondrion. Gene Ontology annotation, cellular component: cytoplasmic ubiquitin ligase complex; cytosol. Gene Ontology annotation, molecular function: Atg8-family ligase activity.